UUUGUCGUUUGAGUUUACUGUGGCUUGGGAAAAAGGAGCGUGUUGUAUUUGGUGUGUAGAACAGGUUCUAAACGAUCUGCAAAUAUGGCUAAAGAAAGAAUCCAUAUCAACAUGGUCAUAAUUGGCCAUGUAGACAGUGGCAAAUCCACAACCACUGGUCACCUUGUCUACAAAUGUGGAGGAAUUGACCCCAGAACACUGGAGAAGUAUGAGAAGGCUGCAACCCAGAUGGGAAAGAGUUCCUUCAAGUAUGCCUGGGUUCUGGACAAACUGAAAGCAGAGAGGGAACGUGGCAUAACCAUUGAUAUUUCCCUGCUGAAAUUCAACACUCAGAAAUACACCUUUACUAUAAUUGAUGCACCUGGUCAUCGUGAUUUCAUCAAAAACAUGAUCACCGGGACUUCACAGGCUGAUGCUGCUCUCCUGAUUGUCUCUGCUGCAAAGGGUGAGUUUGAGGCUGGGAUUUCUCGCAAUGGUCAGACGAGAGAGCAUGCUUUGCUGGCUUACACCCUUGGGGUCAAACAACUCAUGGUCUGUGUCAACAAAAUGGACCUCACCGAGCCACCGUUUAGCCAGAAACGUUAUGAUGAAGUGGUGAAGAGCGUUUCUGUCUUCAUCAAGAAGAUUGGCUUUGAGAUCGGUGCUGUACCUUUCGUACCAGUUUCUGGUUGGAGUGGCGAGAACAUGAUUGCCCCAUCCCAAAAGAUGCAAUGGUUCAAAGGGUGGAAACUCAAGAGGAAAGAAGGCCACUCAAAUGGUAAAACCUUGUUGGAAGUGCUCAAUUCUCUUCUUCCUCCAGUACGCAAUGUGAGCAAACCACUGCGCCUUCCCCUACAAGAUGUCUACAAGAUUGGCGGUGUUGGCACGGUCCCUGUGGGUAAGAUUGAGACCGGGGUCUUAAAACCUGGAAUGGUGUUAACCUUUUCUCCAGCAAGGUUGACUGCUGAGGUCAAGUCAAUUGAGAUGCAUCACCAGGAGCUUAAGACUGCCCUUCCUGGCCACAAUGUAGGCUUCAACGUUAAAAAUGUGUCUGUAAAGAACCUUCGGAGAGGUGAUGUGGCAGGUAACUCCCAGCAGGACCCACCAUCGGAUGUCAGCAGUUUCAUUGCUCAGGUCAUAAUGCUGAACCACCCAGGCAAAAUCAAGGUUGGCUACUCCCCUGUACUAGACUGCCACACAACUCAUGUUUCCUGUCGUUUUGCUGAACUAAAGGAGAAGCUUGAUCGGCGUACGGGGAGGAAACUGGAGGACUUUCCCCAGUAUCUGAUGUCGGGAGAUGGUGCCACAGUCAAACUUGUCCCAAACAAACCCUUGUGUGUGGAGAGCUUCUUUCAUUAUCCACCUCUAGGUCGAUUUGCCGUAAGGGACUUGAAGCAGACCGUUGCUGUUGGAGUAAUAAAGUCUGUGGAGAAGACGGACCAAGCUAAAAAGACCUCACAGAAAGCUCCUGUAUCAAAAUGAGUUACUCAUUUGUCUCUUUUAUAAUACUUUAUUUACCAGCAGUCUGGUAUAUGAACUGAAACGUUCUUUAAGUUGAGCACUUCUGUAUAGUUUUGUAACACUUUAUUUUUCCUUAAAGUGAAGCCGCUUUUAAUGCGUUGCUGGUGUAUUGGGUUGUUUAAAGUGACUCUAGGGCCCAAUAUGAUGUUUGGCAUGGCUGUAGAGAGAAGCCUUGUAUGCUGCUGGACUGCAAAUAAAUUUGAGUUUUCACUU
Carassius auratus (goldfish) is the source of this 1713-nucleotide messenger RNA. RefSeq names its product eukaryotic translation elongation factor 1 alpha 1, like 3 (gene eef1a1l3). NCBI's taxonomy places the organism in Eukaryota, Metazoa, Chordata, Actinopteri, Cypriniformes, Cyprinidae. The transcript has 7 exons. The record is from RefSeq and is a predicted model, not a curated record. Gene Ontology annotation, molecular function: GTP binding; translation elongation factor activity; GTPase activity. Bases 85 to 1461 code for a protein of 458 amino acids. Gene Ontology annotation, biological process: translational elongation.